Messenger RNA from Brassica oleracea var. oleracea, 1502 nucleotides. Its product is annotated as thermospermine synthase ACAULIS5. The transcript has 10 exons. Gene Ontology annotation, biological process: polyamine biosynthetic process. NCBI's taxonomy places the organism in Eukaryota, Viridiplantae, Streptophyta, Magnoliopsida, Brassicales, Brassicaceae. The record is from RefSeq and is a predicted model, not a curated record. Gene Ontology annotation, molecular function: thermospermine synthase activity. Bases 100 to 1119 code for a protein of 339 amino acids.
CUCUGAUCAUAUCAAUAUCACGAAGCAAUAUUACUCCUCUCUAUCUCAUCUUUCUUCUCUCGGGUCUAUAUCUCUUUCUGUUUUCUUAACUUGUUGGAUAUGGGAGAAGUCGUAGAGAUCAUGUUCGGAAAUGGAUUCCCGGAGAUUCACAAAGAUACGACACCCAUUCAAACCCUCCACUCCAACCAGCAGGAGUGCCAUUGGUACGAAGAAACCAUUGAUGAUGAUCUCAAGUGGUCUUUUGCCCUUAACAGUGUUCUCCAUAAAGGAACUAGUGAAUACCAAGACAUUGCUCUUUUGGACACCAAACGUUUCGGAAAGGUGCUUGUGAUUGAUGGGAAAAUGCAAAGUGCAGAAAGAGAUGAGUUUAUCUACCAUGAAUGUCUGAUCCACCCGGCCCUCCUUUGCCACCCCAACCCCAAGACAGUGUUUAUAAUGGGAGGAGGUGAAGGCUCAGCCGCAAGAGAAAUAUUAAAACAUAAGACGAUCGAAAAAGUGGUCAUGUGUGAUAUUGAUCAGGAAGUUGUUGAUUUUUGCAGGAGAUUUCUGACCGUUAACAGCGACGCUUUUUGUAACAAGAAGCUUGAGCUUGUUAUCAAAGAUGCAAAGGCUGAAUUGGAGAAAAGGGAAGAGAAGUUUGAUAUCAUAGUGGGAGAUUUAGCUGACCCAGUAGAAGGUGGGCCUUGUUAUCAGCUCUACACCAAAUCCUUCUACCAAAACAUCCUUAAACCCAAGCUUACCCCUAAUGGCAUUUUUGUUACUCAGGCCGGGCCAGCAGGGAUAUUCACUCAUAAAGAGGUGUUUACGUCAAUUUACAAUACCUUGAAGCAAGUCUUCAAGCACGUUAAGGCUUACACAGCACAUGUGCCGUCAUUUGCGGAUACGUGGGGAUGGGUGAUGGCAUCAGACCAAGAAUUUGAGGUAGAAGUGAAUGAAAUGGAUCAAAGAAUCGAAGAUAGAGUGAAAGGCGAGUUGAUGUAUUUAAACGCUCCUUCUUUCCUCUCUGCUGCUACUCUCAACAAGACCAUCUCUCUCGCGCUGGAGAAGGAGACUGAAGUUUAUAGCGAAGAGAACGCGAGAUUCAUUCAUGGUCAUGGUGUGGCGUACCGGCAUACUUGAAGAAGAACCGGGUUCAGUUUCAUUAAUACCACAGCAUGUCUAAAAAGCCGGUUUUGUUUCUCCGCACAUGCAUAACCGGGCGUUGUCUUCAUUACUUUAGCUGCCUUUUCUUUUCUACAAUUGCUUGUUCCUCAAGUUACUCUUUGUUCAGUUUGGUUAAAAAACUAUAUUGCGAGCCCCAUCUUCAUUGAUGCUUUCAACAUAUUAUUUACUUGUCUACACCAAAUUCUAGAGAUCAAAACCUAGGUCAAUUAUAAUGUUAAGUUGUCUAACAAACUGAAAAAGGCGCCGAGGCCCGCGAAGAUGCAGGAGAGUAUCGAUUCAAGAAACCUAGUGGAUGGCGACACGGCCACGCUGCAGAUGAUUGUUGAGAAUACGGCGGG